Messenger RNA from Drosophila ananassae, 1908 nucleotides. RefSeq lists its product as uncharacterized. The coding region runs from base 663 to 1832 and encodes 389 amino acids. The transcript has 5 exons. NCBI's taxonomy places the organism in Eukaryota, Metazoa, Arthropoda, Insecta, Diptera, Drosophilidae. The record is from RefSeq and is a predicted model, not a curated record.
GCAAACAGUCGCGGGGCUCCACGAAACUCAAAAUCCGAAAUAGUUGAGACACGCGGCGUAUACGUAAUUACCGUCCAUCCAACAGCUGGCGACUUGCCCACCAAGGACCCCGCCACAUGCCCCACCGUCCUUCGGUGACCCACUUUGAGGUCCGGCUCUAAAGUUCAAUCGUCGUUUAAGUGCCUCCUUUUGUGUGUCAAUAAACUCGCGUGCCCAGUGUCCACUCCUCUGCUACCAGCCCUGCCGCCACCAAUUUUCCACUCCUGCCAAACUAAGCACACUUUCAAAGUCUGGACUCCGGAGGCUUCCCGGCUUCGUCGUCCGACCCAGUUGAUCGGCACCCACAUACAUACAUAUCUGAGUUUAUACUGACGCCUCCUGGCGACAAUUUGCCUGCCCCGCCUCUGUUACUGCUGCCACUGCUGCUGUUUUGUAGUAUUUUUUUUGCGCCAACUCGCGUGACUCACUGGAGGUGCAAGUCUGAGCCGGGUCUACGGUAACCAAACACUUUAAGCCAAGCUCAAUCGCGUCAUUGCCUUGGCCGGUGCCCACACACGAGCAAGAUCUUCGCAUCAAAUCGCAUCGAAUUCAAUCCGCUCAGCUUAGCUCGAACUGGAAUUCAAUUGAGCAGCUACCGCCGACAGAAGUACCUUUAUUUGGAGAUGGCGUCAGAGGGUUCCCGAGAUCUCAGGACAUCAAGGUUGGCGCAAAUGCAGAUGCGUUUUCAGCAACGAACACAGCAAGAGCAGGAAGUGCGUCGUCGGGAGCUUGUGGCCACCAAGACACAUGUCGAUGAACUGACAGCCAUUGGAGCACCCAGUGCAGCCACCAGCCGGCUCAUCGGCAAUGGAAAGGUGCGCCAAAUGUUCGACGAGCGUCGCCGGGGUGCAGGCAUUGAUCGCAGCAAUCCAUUAAAGCCAAUCGGCACCCUGCCAUCGCCCCCAGCCCAGACCCAGACCAAAACCCGGACAAUGCCGCCCAUGAAUCGGCUGGCAAAGGGCAUAUCCACCAUGAGCUUGAAAGAGCCGGGUAGCAACCAAAGGCGUAGCAUCGCCAACGACAACAAUAACAAUAAGUACGCCACACCGAGGAACGUGAAUGCCAAUCGCAAUCUAAAGCCAGUGGUGACGCGGAAAACGCCACCUGUCCAGGAGCCCAUAGGACGACGGUCCGCCUCCUCGCCGCAGACAAGCGCCAGGGCGCCGAAACCACUCCUAAGUGGAGGAAGUAGUCCUCCUGCUGAGAAACGAGUGUCGCCGCCUUCGAUUCGUCGGGCUGAGCCCAAAUCGCCCGCAAAACAAGUCAGGAUGCAAUCAAAGCCGACAGCUCCUGAGGGCACCGCUCUAUGUAGGUUCUGUGGAAGGCAUUUCAACACCGACCGGUUGGCGAAGCACGAGGCGGUUUGCCAGAAAACUAUGAGCACGAAGCGAAGGAUCUUCGAUGCUUCCAAGCAGCGCAUUGUGGGCACAGAAGCCGAGAAGUUCAAUAGGAAGCCAACCAAGGGAAUGCCCAGAUCCCAGUCAUCGUACAGCAGUGCGGCCCAGCAGAAGGGACUGACCACCGGCGUGAAGAAGAACAACUGGCGGAAGAAGCACGAAGAGUUUAUUCAGUCGAUACGGGCUGCAAAGCAGGUGCAGGCCCAUUUAGCACGCGGUGGUAAGCUGAGUGAUCUGCCGCCGCCGCCACCGUCGGAGAACCCCGAUUAUAUUCAGUGCCCGCACUGCGGCAGACGGUUCAAUCAGCAGGCCGCGGAGCGACACAUUCCCAAGUGUGAAACGAUGAUCCACAACAAGCCCCGAAUGAAUGGCCCGCCUGCUAACAAAAAGCGCUGAGAGAUCCCUGGCUGGGUGACAGUGAUCAAACCCAUACUUUUACUUGUGAUAAAGAAGUUAGAUGAUUGGAACGAAA